AUGUUAUAUCUAAAUAUUUUAGUAAAAGGCACACGAUUGUUGAUAAUGAAUUGCAAUAGAAUUGAGGUGAUAGAAGCACUUGUAUUCAAUGUUGAAAUAUUUUGUCUGCCUUAUAGAGAUGACCAAUAUUAUGUUGCUGAGGGUCUAAAAUUGAAUUACUUUGAUGUUCAAAAAGCGAAAAUUGGGGAAGAUUGGUAUGAGUAUUGUGUAGAAAAAAGACGCAAAUUUAAAACUGCUUUAUCAUUUGCUGAGAAUAUGAUGUUUAGUGAUGACGAGCAUAUCGACGAUCUUCCCCUUGCUAUUUCUCUGAGAUCUGCAAUGUAUGAUUUCGAAAAUAAAUUCCAGUUUAAUACCAACAAAUUGUUUGAAUAUGGCAUCAAAAAAAUUCUCAAAGGAACGUAA
Molecule: messenger RNA, 402 nt
Organism: Meloidogyne enterolobii
Lineage: Eukaryota; Metazoa; Nematoda; Chromadorea; Rhabditida; Meloidogynidae
Source: the annotation of a GenBank genome assembly